AAUUGCCAUGAGGUGUUUAUAUCUAGUUUCUAUUCAUACAAUUAGGCAAUAAACUUUCAUAAAAAAUGGGAAAGCUCGAGAAUGAUUCCAUGAUAAACCAUUUCAGCCACGAACACCCCUUGAAACUUCAACAAGUGCAAGCUCAGAUCGCAAGUCAAACCACAUGUCAAGCAUGUAAUCAGAGCGUUUGUGGAUCGGUUUAUUCUUGUGUCUCAUGCAAUUUCUACCUUCAUAAAACAUGUUCAAAUCUUCCUCGAACAUUAAAACACAAGAGCGAUCAACAACAUAAUCUUGCUCUUUUAUCUUCUCCCGCAUAUCCAGAAGGCGUUUUCAAAUGUAACGCAUGUGGAUCUCAAGGGAAAGGGUUCUCGUACCAUUGCCCCGAUUGUCAACUUGAUUUGCAUGUCGUUUGUGCUUCUAUGCCGCUCUUGAUAGACCAUGUCGCCCAUGAUGAUCACAAACUUAGCCUUUGUUUUAAACCACCUUACGAAAACCAAGCGUUCAGUUGUGAUAUCUGUAAGGAACCUGGCUCGAACCAGUGGCUCUACCGAUGUGGUUUAUGUGAGUUUGAUGCUCAUAUGAAGUGUGCCAAAUCUAGAACAACCACUUCUCGAUCAGUACUACCAAAGUCCACUAGUCUCCCUCACCAUUCCUCAACACCACGUCCACCACCAUCCCCAACUCCGGCACCACCACCCAUCCAAAUAUUUUACUCAUCUCCGUCGCCGGCACAGUAUCCUCAAGUACUACUGAAGUCUACAAGUCUACCUUCUUAUGACACUCACCAGUACUUCUCAUCACCACCACAACACCCAACUCCGCCGCCACAGCCACAUGCACAUAGUCAACCAUAUUACUCCCAGACGCCACAAUAUCAACAUCCUCAACCACAAGUGAGCCACUACCAAGCUACACCAACAAUGGGUGUUCCUCAGUAUGUGCAGCCUUCAAGGCAAACUGGUUUAGUCAAUAACAUGGCUGGGCAUGCCGUUGAAGGUUUAGUCGGUAGUGUGACGCAGGAAAUAAUACAGGCGGUUUUCGAAGGAAUGAGUUCGUAAAUCAAAUUAAUAUUAGAACCAUUUCUUUCUAUUUGAAUUUUAUUUGGUGAGUUUCGUUCGUGUUUGUGCAACUCGUGUAUUAAAUUUCUACCGUGUUUAAUGAAUAAUGGGUAUGGAUCCAUCUAAUCAAAUGAGAAUGUUUUCUUUCUCUAAUUUGUUUUCGCAACGUUGAAGAAGCCGGCCGAAUUCACUUGAAUGAAAGUAUUGCGGUUUUCUUGGAAGCCCCGGUGGCCUUUAGAGGUGCUCGUUAUACUUAGCAUAUAUAUCUCGGUGAAACCAAUAAUUAGUAGCCGAACACAUAUACAAUUUACUUUGUCUAUGGGAGCUUCGAAGCAUCCGAAGUAGGUUACCUUCAUUGUAAAACUAAUAAUCUUUGAUUGGAUACUAUGAUCAUUUUUCUAUAUGAAAGUCAAUUAGGAAAAUCUUUAUGUAAAAUCCUAAGGUUGCUUUUAGUCACUGAAUUCUUGUUGGUAAAUUGCAUA
This is a messenger RNA of Lactuca sativa (garden lettuce), 1540 nucleotides long. RefSeq lists its product as uncharacterized. The record is from RefSeq and is a predicted model, not a curated record. Lineage: Eukaryota; Viridiplantae; Streptophyta; Magnoliopsida; Asterales; Asteraceae.